This is a messenger RNA of Spodoptera frugiperda (fall armyworm), 2875 nucleotides long. RefSeq names its product SPRY domain-containing SOCS box protein 3. Gene Ontology annotation, molecular function: protein binding. The coding region runs from base 509 to 1351 and encodes 280 amino acids. Gene Ontology annotation, cellular component: SCF ubiquitin ligase complex. The transcript has a single exon. Lineage: Eukaryota; Metazoa; Arthropoda; Insecta; Lepidoptera; Noctuidae. Gene Ontology annotation, biological process: proteasome-mediated ubiquitin-dependent protein catabolic process. The record is from RefSeq and is a predicted model, not a curated record.
AUGACAAGUGCUGAAGCUGAUUGAAUUGAAUUGAACGGAAAUGAUCGAAAAUCGAAACCAAUAGGUCGUAGGAAGUCGUAAACUCGAUUUAAUAAAUGAAAAUGGUUGUUCUUAAAAUCUCUAACAUUAAAUAUUUCUUCAAAAACUAAUUGUAAUCAAAUCUUUAAACCACUAAGUGAAUCCAGAUGGUCAAUAGACAAAAACUUUAACUACGAACUUAAAAAUGCAACUAUAGAUUUAUUUACAUCAUGAAACAUGGAAUGUGAACCCCAAACUGGUUUAUAGUCGCUGGAAAUUAUCGAUUUUCACUAGCAUACCCUGCACCCCCUGCACCCUUUCAUGCACCGGGCGUCUUCAUUACUCCGCGCACUUCAGUUCCCGCCUGCAUUAGCCCGCCGCCGCCCCCCCUUAGUGCGCGCCGGUUGCCCGGGCAGGCUGACAGGCUCAGUUCAUUUCUUUAUCCGGUCGAGUGCGGUGUACUUUUGGGAGAUUUCGUUUAAGUUUCAAAAUGGCAGAAAGUGAAUCCAAAGAAAAGACUCCUUAUGUUAACGAAACUCUCCCGGAGCGUUAUUGUGAGUGUUGGGAGUCGGAAGACGAGGAAGAGCCGGGCGACCCUGACUGCGGCUGUGGUGAGGAGCGUGAAAUUGUCGAUUGGCGUUGGAAGCUGCCGCGGAAGUCCCCCAGGUGGGCUGACUUGUUCGAGGAUGGAAAGCUAGUGGUGUUCCACCCCUUGUUCAGCUCUGGAACUGCUACCGUCAGGGGCAACAUUGUGCUCAAACGCAACUAUAAUUACUACUGGGAAGUGAAGAUGAUGACCCAUCCUUAUGGCACAGAUGUAAUGGUCGGCGUUGGCACCCGGAACAUUCCGGAGACUGUACGUGACUACACAUCCUGCAUUGGCAAUAGUCAUGAUUCCUAUGGCUUAUCAUAUACAGGAGCCAUUUGCCAAAACAAAGAAGUUGUUGAUGAUUGCCCUGGUUUCUGCAAAGGCACCAUCAUAGGUGUGAUGGUGGACAUGUUCCGUGGAACAUUGGAAUUUUAUCUCAACCGUGAACCGCAGGGGCUCACCUUCACUGAUCUGCUUCGUCACAAGACACUGUACCCGGUGGUGAGCUCAACAGCCGCAUUGUCAGCCCUGAGACUGACUUAUGCUUCAUCUUGGGAGUCCUCCUUGAUGGUCAAUUCUGCAAGGAUGCUUGCUGCUUCUGAGUCAGGUAUGAAGUUUUUGGAAAACAUGCCACCAGGCCUCAUUUCUACAAUGGAUGAACACUUCUGGCUGGUAAUGCUGAGUGCCGGCAAAGUGGAGCCCCGCCCAGUCCGAAAGCGGGUCAGGGAGUGCCGAAGAUUCUAGGAUCCGCCCCCCAAUGGCGUUAUUCCGGUGAUACCGAUAACGCCAGCUGUAAUUGGGGAAAAAUUGAAAUUAAUCCAUGAUAACAACAAAACCGGAAUAAGCGCCAUUAUGUAUGAAAAUGUGGUGCUGCACGAAGUGCUUGGGCUCGGAAAUUUAUUUCCUGAAUGAAGAAUUAGAGUGGUGGCUGGAGUAGUGUUGUGAGUGAUAGCCAAUCGGAAAGGAAAGACUGUUUAGUAGUUUUUAAAUAUUGACUGUCUAUUUAUUAAAUUUACCUUCAUCAUGAAAGCAACAGUAGCUCAAUGGUUUCAAUAAAUACAAUGUACCAUUGCACUACUGGUGGCGACCUGCCCCUUGGAUCGGGGAGGUUGUGAGCACUGCUAGUUGUUUGCAACUUAUCUACUUGUACUUCCUCCAGAAGACAUCAUCGUAACAUCUCUGCGUUCAGCUAGUAGUUAGUCUAGUCUAGAUCUUUUAAAAUUAUGGGUGUCUAUAUUAAUACUUGUAAUAAGAAUCUUCAUUAUACUGGUUUCUAUCAAUCAGUAAGUACAUAAACAAUACCACCAUAAUAACUGAUAUGUUUAAAUCUGGUCUGUUCAACUCGCUGAUGAGUUGAACUGAAAUCUCAGUACUUAAUAGGCUUUUAUAUCCAAUAUGUAUCUCUCUUAAUGUUUGUACUUAAACAAGUAAUAUUAAUGAAAAAAAUUUAAUCAAGAUGAUUUUUGAGGUGGUAUACUUAGGAUUGAGAAUGCUGAGGCUAAUGAUUAUACUUGUCAUAUCCUAAUUGGUAACUUCUAGUUUUCAAAUAAUUCAAUUCACAUAAUCAAUGUCUAAUUUACUGUUAUUGCUAAUAAGGCUAAUUAUAUAUUGGAUUUUUAGUGUAAGAUUCAACUAAUUUAUGCAAUGUGUGAACAAGACAAAAGAUUGCCCGGGCAGAGGAAAGCUGGAACUUUAGGAUAUUGUAUUAUUCAAUUACUCUCAUUACCUAUAUGUAGCCAUUAGGGCAUCACUUUGAUGAUUAAUGAUGAUUCCUUUUUCAUGUUUCCAGAGAAAUGUGCAGACAUUUCUCAGUAUAUUAAUCAAUUGUUGUGUAAGCUGCCAUUAGGGUAUGCAGUCAUAUUAUAUUCAUAGUUAUAGUUCUGAUUAUAAAGGGAUGAUUUGAAAGGCAAAGGAUUGUGUUCCCACUUCAUAUCUUGGUGAACAGUAGGUUUGGGACGGUAACUUCAAUAUAUGAAGAUUGUAAGAUGCUGGUUUUUGAAGUAAUACAUUUUAAUUGGUGUCGUAUAAUAUGUAGCAGUUCAUGAAUACAAUAUUAUGUAGAUGUAGGCAAUAGCCCAAUGUCCGAUUUGGUUGCCUCGAGUCGCCUGAUCCAUUGACCUAUUGCAACAAACCCAAGCAGGUUUACAGAAACUCUAGUAAUGUUUUAAAAGCAUCAUUGCUAGCAUUUCAAUUUCAAUUUUCAAUAUUAUGAUCAUUAUGUAAUUGGUGUUCUCAAAGUAUUAAUAAAGGCUCCGAAAAACGAGUAAA